UGUACGUGACGCUGUGUCAUAAUCACGUUUCAUUUUUUCGCGUGGAUCAUCGAGAAUAUUUGUACAUUUCUUUUCCUUCGUCAAUCUUCAUCCUACAAUAAAAUGACAUCCAAGGUUUCCCGUGAUACCCUUUACGAGUGUGUGAACGGCGCGCUCCAACACUCGCAGGAGAAAGAGGAAUUUUUGGAGACUAUAGAGCUUCAGAUUGGUUUGAAGAAUUAUGAUCCGCAAAAGGAUAAGCGUUUCUCAGGAACUGUCAAGUUGAAAAAUAUCCCCAGACCAAAAAUGCAAGUAUGCGUUCUUGGUGAUCAACAGCAUUGCGAUGAGGCUAAAGCUAAUAAUAUUCCAUUUAUGGAUGCAGAGGCACUGAAAAAGCUUAAUAAAAACAAGAAACUCGUCAAAAAACUCGCAAAGAAAUACGAUGCGUUCUUAGCGAGCGAGUCAUUGAUUAAACAAAUUCCUCGUCUUCUCGGUCCCGGUUUAAAUAAAGCCGGUAAAUUCCCUGGACUAUUGUCUCACCAGGAAUCGAUGGUUGGCAAAAUCGACGAGGUCAAAGCCACCAUCAAGUUUCAGAUGAAGAAGGUAUUGUGUCUGUCAGUAGCUGUCGGACAUGUUGAUAUGACACCGGACGAAUUAGUGCAAAAUGUUCAUCUCUCGAUAAACUUCCUCGUUUCGUUGUUGAAGAAACACUGGCAGAACGUGCGUUCGCUUCAUAUAAAAUCUACCAUGGGACCACCACAGAGAUUGUAUUAAACUUGGUGCAAAUACAUGUCGAAUAAAUUUGUUCACAUUGAAAGAAAAAAAGUA
This is a messenger RNA of Nylanderia fulva, 807 nucleotides long. The record is from RefSeq and is a predicted model, not a curated record. Lineage: Eukaryota; Metazoa; Arthropoda; Insecta; Hymenoptera; Formicidae.